AUGUUGGCCGAGUGGCACAUCUAUGCGUCUGGGCCAAACAAGAAAGUGGGAGGGCAGAAGUACUGGAGCGGGGACGGCCGCCCUAAAGGACGUGAAAAUGUCAAUAAAGCCGUAAGGCAGGCCACAGACUUCACCGAUAGUAGCGGUCUGCCAACGUACCUUGGGGCAUGGAUGCUAGUGGACAACAAAGAUGGGAGUUUGGACCAGGCGGAAGUAAUAAACUUUGCUCGUUACUUUGCGCUCACGCUAAAAGAGAAAGGGAUUCCUUGGUCUCUCAAUGUACUCGACCGAUAUUAUGACACCGAGAAAAGCGAGUGGUUAACUGAGAGGCAGAACAUUAAGGGA
This is a messenger RNA of Porites lobata, 345 nucleotides long. Lineage: Eukaryota; Metazoa; Cnidaria; Anthozoa; Scleractinia; Poritidae. The record is from the annotation of a GenBank genome assembly.